AUGGAACACACUAAGCAGCCCAGUUUCAUCCUAUUGUUUCUGGUCAUGAUCAACAUCGGUCUCGCUCAUUGUCAAACUCUUUUGCCUUGGACGUGCAACAGCAGUGUGAACACGCUCGAAGACCUUGAAGCCCUGCUAGGCACCGUCCCGACUCACUGUUACAACGAACUUUUGCUCCCAGUCCUGACAAGCAACUACGCCGCUGCGCUGGAAGCUUUCCAAGGCGCUCUUGGUCGUGAGUAUGACGACAAUUUUGAAACUUACAAACAUUAUAUGGAAAAGAAUUUGCCCCGAAUGCUGCAAUCCUACGUCUGGGACAAUUCCUCACAAUACUUCAACUGCUUUUACGAGCAGUCGGAUCAGCCACAACCCUAUUGCCUUGCAGAAGGAGUGGGCAAAGCGGAAACGGCGAUUCACGGAAUUCCAGAAUGGCUAGAGUUUAAAGACGACAACAAAGAAGCAGAAUUCUACAAAUCGCUCGAACAAAAUUUUGGUUUGAACGAAUCUGACCUGAUCUUCGGUGAGCAUCAACAAGAAGCCUGCACCACAUGCCAUGAACCUAAUGGCGACCUGGCUUGUUGUCCACAUGUGUACAAAAUGCGCAACUGGCCAAUGCUGAGAUCAGAUUAUGUGGUCAUGAAUCCCAAGUCCUGGGUAGACCAGCAACUACCAUCUCUAGUGGUGAAUCUUGAAAGCCUGAAAGAUGCCAUUGUCGACAUUGACCAUGGCACAUAUGUGGGCAACAUUGACGAGCUCAUCGAUGCAUACAAAUGCGUUGUUGCAGGGCUGGAGCGAACAAAGAACUCCAUGGAAGUUGUCAAGGAUGUGGCUGCAGCGAUUGCUGCUGACGAGAGAAGGAAAAAGGAGGAGCUGAUUCUCCAAAUACUGCUAGGCGUCUUGACGCUCCUCCCCUUCUUGGGGCAAGCAACUGCGGCGCUUACCGGGGUCUCUGUUCUUGCGAGGCUGGCAAGCAUCAUAGGAGGACUUGGUGGCACAGCAGUCACUGUAGUACAGAUCGUCAACAACCCAGAGCUGUUGCUGCAAACAAUCUUCGAAUCCAUGUUUCAGUUUGCGCGGCUCGGCCGUGGAGCUCCUGGGAGAGCAGCUUUGCUGAGAAAUGCGGCGGAAGCUGCCCGAAAGCUCGGCCCAAAGGAAGCUGAACAGCUAUUUGGGGCGACCCAAGCCGCGAGGAUUGCUACAAUCAGCCGCCUGACAGUCAAAUGCAUGUGA
This is a messenger RNA of Exophiala bonariae, 1230 nucleotides long. RefSeq lists its product as uncharacterized. The record is from RefSeq and is a predicted model, not a curated record. Bases 1 to 1230 code for a protein of 409 amino acids. The transcript has a single exon. Lineage: Eukaryota; Fungi; Ascomycota; Eurotiomycetes; Chaetothyriales; Herpotrichiellaceae.